Molecule: messenger RNA, 2420 nt
Organism: Arabidopsis lyrata subsp. lyrata
Lineage: Eukaryota; Viridiplantae; Streptophyta; Magnoliopsida; Brassicales; Brassicaceae
Product: beta-glucosidase BoGH3B
Exons: 9
Coding region: 301-2268 (655 amino acids)
Biological process (GO): glucan catabolic process
Molecular function (GO): beta-glucosidase activity
Source: RefSeq, a predicted model, not a curated record
AGUAUGUUAUUUUGCCAAAAUAGAAUCAAUUUACUAUUAUUCAGAUUUUAUUUUAUUAUAUUAUUUGAAAAAAAGAAGAGAGAAUCUAAUUUGUUUUUGAUGUUCUUCUAGUCACGGAAAUGGUAUCACACGUCACUCUACAUAAUCUCGCAAGCAAAACAACCCAAGUACAAGGCAUAUAGACAAAAUCUCAACCUCAUAAUGUUCCUUAUCUCAUUCGAAAUACUGUAAUAUUCAUCAUACUCAUCGCUUGAUCGUCUUCCCCUUCUCAACUGGUUAACCAAUAAUCAGCUCUUGACUAUGUUAUUGAGAGUGAAGGAGAGGGCAAAGAUGGGGAGUUCGAGUUACUUGUUACUAGGUCUUCUUCUGCUCUGCUGUACCGUGGCAGCUAAUAAAGAACCACUUGAGAACGCCAAGUAUAAGGACCCAAAAGAGCCAUUGGGAGUCAGGAUCAAGAACCUAAUGAGCCAUAUGACCCUUGAAGAGAAAAUCGGGCAGAUGGUUCAGGUUGAACGCGUCAAUGCCACAACCGAAGUCAUGAAAAAAUACCUCAUCGGGAGUGUAUUUAGCGGGGGAGGGAGUGUGCCUACGCCAUAUGCCAGUCCUGAAGCUUGGGUGAACAUGGUGAAUGAGAUCCAAAAGAAAGCUCUUUCGACCCGCUUAGGUAUUCCCAUAAUUUACGGGAUCGAUGCUGUUCAUGGUCACAACACCGUGUACAACGCCACCAUUUUCCCACAUAACAUAGGCCUCGGAGUCACCAGGGAUCCUGGCCUUGUGAAGAGAAUUGGUGAAGCAACUGCGCUUGAAGUUAGAGCAACAGGAAUCCAAUAUGUCUUUGCUCCAUGUAUUGCAGUGUGUAGGGACCCUAGAUGGGGAAGAUGCUAUGAGAGCUACAGUGAGGAUCACAAAAUCGUUCAACAGAUGACUGAGAUCAUACCUGGUUUGCAAGGUGACCUUCCCACCGGUCAAAAGGGUGUUCCUUACGUCGCUGGAAAGACCAAAGUUGCAGCCUGUGCUAAACACUUUGUUGGAGAUGGAGGUACAUUGAGAGGGAUGAACGCGAAUAACACAGUUAUUAAUACAAAUGGAUUGCUGGGCAUUCACAUGCCAGCUUAUUACGAUGCGGUAAAAAAGGGCGUUGCGACAGUUAUGGUGUCCUACUCGUCCAUAAACGGGUUGAAAAUGCAUGCCAAUAAGAAACUUAUCACGGAUUUCCUCAAGAACAAGCUCAAGUUCAGGGGCAUUGUCAUCUCGGAUUAUCUAGGUGUUGAUCAGAUCAACACACCUCUUGGUGCUAACUAUUCACACUCUGUGUAUGCCGCUAUCACUGCUGGACUCGAUAUGUUCAUGGGUUCAUCAAACUUGACCAAAUUAAUCGACGAGCUAACCAGUCAGGUGAAGCGAAAACUCAUCCCGAUGAGCAGAAUCGACGAUGCUGUGAAGAGAAUCUUAAGAGUCAAAUUCACAAUGGGGCUCUUUGAGAAUCCCAUAGCUGAUCAUAGCUUGGCCAACCAGCUCGGUAGUAAGGAACACAGAGAACUGGCAAGGGAAGCAGUGAGGAAGUCUCUGGUGUUGUUGAAGAACGGCGAAAAUGCGGAUAAGCCGUUGCUUCCUCUGCCAAAGAAAGCCAACAAGAUCCUUGUUGCAGGAACACAUGCUGAUAACUUGGGAUACCAAUGUGGUGGCUGGACAAUCACAUGGCAAGGCCUUAAUGGCAACAAUCUCACCAUUGGUACACACACCUUUCCUCAUUCCAUAACAUUUACCAAUCUGAAAUUGAAUUUUUCAGGAACAACGAUCCUCACCGCAGUGAAGAACACGGUGGAUCCGAAAACGCAAGUUAUCUACAAUCAAAACCCCGACACCAAUUUCGUCAAGUCCGGCGACUUCGAUUACUCAAUCGUGGUCAUCGGAGAGAAACCGUACGCGGAGGGAUUCGGAGACAGCACGAAUUUAACCAUAUCCGAACCAGGUACGAGCACAAUCGAAAACGUGUGCGCAUCGGUGAAAUGUGUGGUGGUGGUUGUAUCGGGACGUCCUGUGGUGAUGCAGCCGUACAUUUCGAACAUCGAUGCUCUAGUGGCGGCGUGGCUACCGGGAACGGAAGGUCAAGGAGUGGCUGAUGUUUUGUUCGGAGAUUACGGAUUCACCGGGAAAUUGGCUCGGACGUGGUUCAAGACAGUGGAUCAGUUGCCGAUGAACGUUGGUGACCCGCAUUAUGACCCGUUGUACCCGUUUGGAUUCGGGUUAAUCACUAACCCAAAUUAACGGCUCGGAUACGUUUCGAUGUGAUAAAGAUUGUUGCGCCAAAACACAAAAUGUUAAAAUAAUCAUUCAUAUUUCUGAUUUUUUUUUUUCGGUUUAAAAUUGUUCAUUCCUACCCAUUUUUUCAACUUUUUCAAUAACAUGUGUUAUACCGA